GAGGUUUACCGAAUCCCCAAGAAGAGUCAAGUGGAGAAGGAGAGCAGUGAUCACGGAAGAGAGGCGGUGGGCCGAGACACCCCUGCCACCCCCAAAAACCAGAGCAGAGAACGGGACCCCGAGAGGCAGAACAAAGAGAAGAAGAAACGGAGGGAGUCCUUGUCCCCCCCUUCGGCCUAUGAGCGAGGCACCAAGCGACCGGAGGACCGCUAUGACACCCUGGCCACGAGUUCGAAGAAGAAGGUUCGGCUGAAGGACCGCAGCAAACUCUCGACCGAAGAACGGCGGAAGCUCUUUGAGCAGGAGGUUGCUCAGCGUGAGGCACAGAAGCAGCAGCAGCAGCUGCAGAACCUGGGCAUGGCGUCUCCCCUGCCGUACGACUCCCUGGGCUACGGGGCCUCCCACCCCCCGUUCAUGGGGUACCCCCCGGGCUACCCCAUGCAGGCCUACGUGGACCCCAGCAACCCUAACGCUGGCAAGGUGCUCCUUCCCACCCCCAGCAUGGAGUCGAUGUGCUCGCCAGCCUCCUACGAGCCCUCCCAGGCUCUGGUGGGCCACACCAUGGAGCCCAGCCUGGCCACUUCGCAGCCUGUGCCGGUGGUCCAGCACGUGGGAGCCCCCCUAGAGGUGUCCACACCCCAGUAUGUGGCCCCCAGUGACCCCAUGGUCCACCAGGAGCCCGGCGUGGCCGUCUUGCCUGUGGCGGCGCCUGGUCCGGUCCAGGGACAAAGCUACGGCGUCUGGGACUCCAGCCAGACCACUGUGGCAGUGCAACCCCCCUACUCCUCGGCCCAGUCUCAGCCCACCAUCUAUUACCAAGGACAGGCCUGCCCCACCGUCUACGGAGUCACCUCACCUUAUUCUCAAACCACACCGCCGAUCGUGCAGAGUUACGCCCAGCCAAGUCUUCAGUACAUCCAAGGACAACAGAUUUACACCACCCAUCCUCCGAGUGUCGUGGUUCAACCCACAACCGCGGUCGCCACUAUUGUCACAACUGGACAGCCCCCACCGAUCCAACAGCCAGAGUUGGUGGUGGCCAACAACCUCUUAGACCUUCCUCCUCCAUCUCCUCCCAAGCCCAAAACCAUCGUCCUGCCCCCCAACUGGAAGACAGCCCGCGAUCCGGAGGGCAAGAUUUACUACUACCACGUGGUCACCAGGCAAACCCAAUGGGACCCGCCCAACUGGGACAGCCCGGAAGAUGACGCCAGCCUGGAGCACGAAGCCGAAAUGGAUCUUGGAACACCGACGUAUGACGAAAACCCCAUGAAAUCUUCCAAAAAGCCCAAAACUGCUGAAGCAGAUACUUCCAGCGAACUGGCUAAGAAGAGCAAAGAAGUAUUCCGUAAAGAGAUGUCGCAGUUUAUUGUGCAAUGCCUGAACCCCUAUCGCAAACCUGAUUGCAAAGUGGGGCGCAUCACCACAACGGAAGAUUUCAAGCACCUGGCACGAAAGCUCACUCACGGUGUGAUGAACAAGGAGCUGAAAUACUGCAAGACCCCUGAGGACCUGGAAUGCAACGAGAACGUCAAACACAAAACGAAGGAAUACAUCAAGAAAUACAUGCAGAAAUUCGGCUCCGUGUACAAACCCAAAGAAGACACCGACAUGGAGUAGGAGGGUAUAUGCGUAUAUAUAUAUAUAGAUAUAUAUAUAUAUAUAGAUAUAUAUGUGAGGUUUUUUUGGGACUUGACCCUCUGCCUUCUCCUGGGCAGAGUUUCCACCGUUGUGGGUGUGAAUACACAAAACACAGAUUUCUUUGGCCCUGGAAACGCCUCCUUUCCCCAGCCGGAUUCGGAGGCGGAACGUGGCAGAAACGGGGGGUGCGCAAAUGUGUUUACACAACCACCUCUUGGUCACAAGCACCUCACUUUGCAAGCAGAACCCCAAAACUGACCACCGGGCGGUGCUUCCCAUGUGUGCAACACAACGUGUGAGUCCUUCCCCCUCUCCCCACCCACCCACCGAGAUCUGUAUAAUAUUCUUAUGUGAAUAUAUUGAAUUAUUUCCCCCCCCCCCUCUUUUUGGUUGGCCCGGCCUCCUUUUUGCAGCCCAACACCUGUUGAUAUCAUGGGAACACUUUGUAAGAAUAGUUUUGGAAAAAAACAAAAAAAGGAAAAAAAAAAGAGAGGAGGGGUUGUUUAUUUUAUUUUUCUUCCAUUUUUGGGUUCCUCCCCCCCCCCCCCAGUUUUUUUUUCUUUGUUUUUUUGUUUUUUUCCCCAUUGUUCUCUGCAAAGGUUUCAUCUGUUAUCAUGUAAAUAUUUGCAAAGAGGCCAAGCUCUAUGUUUGGGGCAGGCCUUGCUGUCUGUUGAUAAGAUUGAUUUUACUGCUUUGAAAUCAUUUUACUUUCUCCAAUUUUUACGGAAGUUUUUAUGUAAAACGAAAAAAAAAAUUAAAAAAUUAAAGAAAAUGGUAAUGAA
Molecule: messenger RNA, 2423 nt
Organism: Thamnophis elegans (Western terrestrial garter snake)
Lineage: Eukaryota; Metazoa; Chordata; Lepidosauria; Squamata; Natricidae
Product: histone-lysine N-methyltransferase SETD2-like
Exons: 9
Biological process (GO): regulation of DNA-templated transcription
Cellular component (GO): chromosome
Molecular function (GO): protein binding; histone H3K36 methyltransferase activity
Source: RefSeq, a predicted model, not a curated record